Molecule: messenger RNA, 1953 nt
Organism: Cryphonectria parasitica EP155
Lineage: Eukaryota; Fungi; Ascomycota; Sordariomycetes; Diaporthales; Cryphonectriaceae
Exons: 1
Coding region: 1-1953 (650 amino acids)
Biological process (GO): proteolysis
Molecular function (GO): cysteine-type endopeptidase activity
Source: RefSeq, a predicted model, not a curated record
AUGCCUAUCAAGCGGGGUCUUGUUAUCUGUAGCCCCUACGGACGACUGAAAGGCCCCCCAAACGACAUUGAAAAGAUGGGGAAGUUACUCGAUGGUCUCGAUUUCGAAGUAACUCGUUGCGAAAAAGAGGAUGCAACACGAAAGGGAAUUCUGCGCGCAUUGCAAGUGCUCAUCGACAGCGCCAGCUCCGAAGAUACCAUCGUGAUCUACUAUUCCGGCCAUGGAGGCAUGGUAGAGUCCGUCAAAGACAAACAUGGGAAGAGCAUUGCAGAAGUGGCCGUUUCGAGACCAUGGCGAUACCAAUUUAUAGUUCCUAUGGACUUUGACGAGGCCCCAGGCGGCGAGUUCGGAGGCAUCCUCGGCCUCGAGCUGUCACUUCUGCUGUGGAGGCUGACCGAGAAGACUCAUAACGUGACAAUCAUUCUAGACUGCUGUUAUGCGGGUCGAAUGGCUCGCGAUCCGGCUCUUGGGGACACAGCAGUCUCUAGAGCGAUCCCUUUGUACAGAUUUGACGACAUCCUGAAGCAUGAACAGCUGCGGCAGCGACAAGACCUGCAGCAGGACACCCACACCGACGAUAAUCCAUUCCUAGUGCGGAUCGCCGCAGCCGCGCCCAACGAGACAGCCUGGGAAUACCAGAAUUCCCACGGAGACUGGUGCGGCGCCAUGACGGAGGCGCUUGAACGCGUGCUCUCUGAAAGCAACGGCAUCAUGACGACGUGGGGAGCCAUCAUGCUGCGUGUCGCCGAAGCGGUGAACAUACAGUUCCCGCGGCAGCACCCACGGGUGGAGGGCCCAGGUGACCGGCUACAUUUCUCCCUGCAGACGCGCCCUUAUGGGGACGGGGAGUUUCGCCUUCAGAAAGACACCAAGACGGGCGAAGUGGCUAUUCAAGCCGGUUAUGUGUCGCGCGUUUACGAACACGACAUCUACACAAUCGUACAUCUCGAGGAUAGCGGAAGACACAAAACCCCUGUUGCAGAAGCCUCGGUAACCCAAGUCUCGGCCUUCCAGGCCAUCGUUGAGCUUUUGCCGCUGGAAGGGUGUGAGGUGUAUGAGUUCCCCGACGAUGGAGCUCUAGCUGUUCUCAGCCAAAGCGGCCUCCCCAGAUGGCCAGUCAGAAUCCCUCCCGACCUUGCAUGGUUGGAUUCAGCUUUAAAAAAAUCGAGAUUCGUCCGACCCGCGGAGAUUGGGUACCAAGGUCCGGUUCUCGCCGAAUUUGGAUGGGAUUCCCAAGUCCUCGCCUUGUAUGCCAAAGGAGGUGUCAAACUCGUCUCAAUAUUACCCCACAGCAACCAAUCGACAUCAGAGCGCGACUCUCGCUGCCUUGAGGCCGUAGGACAUCUCGCCCGAGCUCAACAUCUACUCUCGCUGCAGGAUCCAGUAGCCCAUGAAACUCUUGAGCAUUCGAUCGAAAUAGAAUUUGGAACCGUAAAUGAGAGAGGCGAACCAGAAAGAAUUAUUGGAGAUGACGGGGACGGUUAUGUGACCGAGGGCGACCGCGUCUACAUCAGCCUUGCAAACACCGGCGUGGAAUGUUUGUAUGUAUGGGUAUUCGAUGUCAACGUUGCAGGAAGGAUCGGAAUUCUCUCUGGCUCUAGCCCAGAUGGACUUGAGCUUCCGCCUGGUCGCUUUGAAUGCAUUGGUACAAAUAGAGAAGGAAGGGUUCGAGGCAAGAAGGUGUGGUGGCCCAAAGACCUGCCACGAACGCAGGCAGUGCAAGAAAAUCUCCUCUUCAUCCUUACCAGUUCUCCGGUGGAUCUAAGUCACUUAAGAAGCCCCAAGCCCGCAAAGGAAGUAAAAAGGGGGCGCUCGUCAAGCCUUGAGACGUUGAUAUAUCAGAUAUGGAGCGGUGGAAGCCGCAUCGCCACGGCUAGCGACGACGAUGCAAUCCGCUACGCCAUGUUCCCUCUACAGUUCCUUCUGCGACCUACUCACCAAGAUGAGACAUAA